GCGUCUUCCACAAGAUUUCAGACACCUUUUUUCUUACGAAAAUAUAUUUACUAUAUUAAUUACACAAUUUAAAAAAAUAAAUAAUCUUCACCUCUCUCAUCACUGUUUAAUAAUUCGUCAACAUUAAACUUUCCACUCAUUCGCACAAAUUAGGGUUUUACAAAAGGGGUUUAAGGACCCAUUGCUCGUAACCCCUAAUCAUCUUUCUCAAAUGGUUCGCUCCAAUGGCAUCAAGCUUCUUCAUUCUCUUUCUCCUAAUCUCCUCCGUAACGCUAUAUAUGGAGGAGUGCUUCAAAGAGGUUAUAGAACAUUGAAUUCAAGAUUUUGUAAUCCUUCCAAAGUUAUUGGAAAUUCUUUUCCCAAUGUUGGAGAUGGUGUUAAUUUGAAGAAGUGGGUGUUAUUGGGAGCAGCGAAUAAUUAUUUCGGGGCAUCGAGAUCAAUUCAUGGCUCGGCAUCAUUGGCACGAGAUUUUUAUGACGUUCUUGGAGUUAGUAAUAAAGCAAGUUCUGAUGAAAUAAAGAAAGCAUUCUAUGGGCUUGCAAAAAAGCUCCACCCUGAUGCAAACAAAGAUGAUCCUGACACUCAAAAGAAAUUUCAAGAAGUUUCAAUGGCAUAUGAGGUUUUGAAGGACGAGGAAAAGCGUGAACAGUAUGAUCAGGUUGGCCAUGAUAUUUAUCUAAAACAACAAAGCGGUGAUUUUGGAGGCGAUGGUGGCUUUCAUAAUCCCUUUGAGGAUAUAUUCCGUCGUGGUUUUGACUUCUAUCCUCAGAACAUUGGCGGACAGGAUGUCCAGACUUUUGUUGAACUUUCUUUUAUGGAAGCUGUCCAAGGAUGCACCAAAACUGUUACAUUUGAAACAGAGGUGCUUUGUGACACUUGUGGUGGAACCGGGGCUCCUCCUGGUACAAGACCUGAAACCUGUAAGCGCUGUAAAGGGUCAGGAGUGACACAUGUACAAGCUGGCAUGAUUAGGAUGGAUGUUUCAUGUGGUGCAUGUAGGGGAACUGGCAAAAUUGUAAAGAGUUUCUGCAAGUCAUGCAGGGGUGUAAAGCUUAGCAAAGGAACAAAGUCGAUCAAAUUGGAUAUUAAGGCUGGGAUUGACAACAAUGAAACCCUUAAGGUUUUCAGAAGUGGUGGUGCAGAUCCUGAUGGAGAUCGUCCUGGUGAUCUUUAUGUUACUAUCAAGGUCAGGGAAGAUCCUGUCUUCCGUAGAGAAGGAUCUCAUAUUCAUGUAGAUACUGUUUUAAGUAUCACUCAGGCAAUUUUGGGCGGAACUAUUCAGGUCCCGACUCUUACUGGCGAUGUUGUUCUUAAGGUGCGUCCUGGAACACAACAAGGUCAAAUGGUGGUUCUGAAAAACAAAGGGAUCAAGGGCAAAAAUUCUUAUACAUUAGGCAAUCAAUACGUUCAUUUUAACGUCAGCAUCCCAGUAAACCUAACAAAAAGACAGCGGGAAUUGAUUCAAGAGUUUCAAAAGGAAGAGCAAGAUGAAUCUUCUGAUAAAGACAAAGCUGCUUCGGCUUCCGGUUGAAAACGUUGGCAGAGUAUGCAGUCAGUAUGGCCAGGAAGCUGUCUGCUAUCAAGUUUUGUAGAAGUAUUAAUUAUUUUAUUAUUUUGCUUUUUGCCCCUCUGAUUUUGAGUUUAUGUAAUAUAUCUCGUCAAUGUCGUCAUAAGAGAUAAAAUCAUAAAUUCUAAAUUCAUUUUGAGGUUGGAAGAAAGUCCCUUCAUGCACCUGUAGACUACAGACCACAGUAUUCUGGUAUGUGUUGUAUAUAAAAUCCUUAACAUAAAGGGGUUCAUGCAAGACAUGAAUUGCCAUUCUUUUUCCUUCUAUACUAAGUAAAGGAACCUUGACAAAUUA
Molecule: messenger RNA, 1861 nt
Organism: Trifolium pratense (red clover)
Lineage: Eukaryota; Viridiplantae; Streptophyta; Magnoliopsida; Fabales; Fabaceae
Product: chaperone protein dnaJ GFA2, mitochondrial-like
Exons: 18
Coding region: 212-1531 (439 amino acids)
Biological process (GO): protein refolding; response to heat
Cellular component (GO): cytoplasm
Molecular function (GO): heat shock protein binding; ATP binding
Source: RefSeq, a predicted model, not a curated record